UUCUUUCAAUUAGCUCCUCAACUCUCGUGUUUCGUAUAAGUAUCAGGGAAGCAUUUUUGAAGUGCUAACUUUUAUAUUUCAUAUUUAAGGAAAAUUUAACAGAGAACUGAAAAAUGUCUGGUCGAGACGGAGGUAAGAAAAAGCCAUUGAAGCAACCGAAGAAGGACACCAAAGAGAUAGACGAUGAAGAUUUGGCCUUCAAGCAGAAGCAGAAGGAACAGAACAAGGCGCUGGAAGCUGCUAAGGAGAAAGCUGCCAAAGGUGGUCCUUUGGGCGCUGGUGGAAUCAAAAAGUCCGGAAAGAAAUAAUAUUGAUUGAUUCUGCGGACAAUGCAAAUUUUCUAAAACCUCGUCGGAACAGUUUCCGCGUAAUCAGCGAUUCUCUGGUUCUAUUGAUUUGAUCUUUAUGUACUCUAUGAAUACCAUAUACCUUCGUCAAUAAAGUGCAGUACAACCA
Messenger RNA from Ochlerotatus camptorhynchus, 456 nucleotides. Its product is annotated as translation machinery-associated protein 7 homolog. The transcript is spliced from 2 exons. The record is from RefSeq and is a predicted model, not a curated record. Bases 114 to 308 code for a protein of 64 amino acids. NCBI's taxonomy places the organism in Eukaryota, Metazoa, Arthropoda, Insecta, Diptera, Culicidae.